Messenger RNA from Desarmillaria tabescens, 522 nucleotides. Its product is annotated as ubiquitin-like protein. Gene Ontology annotation, cellular component: septin ring; nucleus. NCBI's taxonomy places the organism in Eukaryota, Fungi, Basidiomycota, Agaricomycetes, Agaricales, Physalacriaceae. The transcript has 5 exons. The coding region runs from base 102 to 419 and encodes 105 amino acids. Gene Ontology annotation, biological process: protein sumoylation. Gene Ontology annotation, molecular function: protein tag activity; ubiquitin-like protein ligase binding. The record is from RefSeq and is a predicted model, not a curated record.
CUGGAAGGAUCACUAUCGAAAACUGUUUUUCUUUCACCUACUACCACCUUCCAGUGUCGUAUCAGCCGCGUUUUUACAUUUUGCACCCUCAAACAAAAGAAAUGUCCGACGAAGAACAGCAAGGCGGCCCCAGCCAGGAUGAGAUCAAGGGCGAGAACAACGACCCAAACGCGCCGAUUAACGUCAAGGUCGUAACUUCUUCUGGCGAGGAAGUAUUCUUCAAGAUAAAGCGUUCCACCAAGCUUAGCAAGCUCCAGGGCGCUUAUGCGAGCAAAGUGGGAAAGGACGUGGCCACAAUCAGAUUCCUGUACGAUGGCAAUCGGAUACAAGAAGACGAUACACCACAGUCCCUAGAGAUGGAGGAUAACGAUACAAUUGAUGUUAUGGUGGAGCAGGUCGGAGGCUCAGUGUUGCCGUGACCAUCUUUCUUCUUGUCGCUAUGUUCUGCUUCGCCAAUCAAUAUGAUAUUCAAAGUUGUAUUAUCUAUCGACAAUUGCACUCUCCCUUUCUUGUAAGCCCCCC